Messenger RNA from Symbiodinium sp. CCMP2592, 2064 nucleotides. NCBI's taxonomy places the organism in Eukaryota, Dinophyceae, Suessiales, Symbiodiniaceae. The record is from the annotation of a GenBank genome assembly.
AUGGCGUCUGCGGGGGCGGGCUACCUUUCCGCCCACUUGCAAGGAGGCAAGCAGCAGCUGCAGCCGCUGCCCAAAGUGGCAGCGUUAUCCCCACGUGUCACCACGGUGCUCGGCAUGAACCCAGCUCCCUACUCGCUACAAGGUACCAACUGCUACCUCAUCGGCACUGGCUCAGAGCGGCUUCUGCUUGAUACCGGCGAGGGGAAGACCGAGUUUCAUGAGAACCUUCAAGCUCUCCUGAAGAGCCUGGGCUGUCAGAUCUCCGGCAUCCUCCUCACGCACUCGCACGUUGACCAUCUCGGAGGCCUGCCGCAAGUGCUGCAGAGCUUCCCGACCGCGCCGGUUUGGCGAUGCCACCCCGCCGCUGGGCUGCCUUUUGGUCGCCUUGGCACGGCCGAGGAUGCUGUGAAUCCGGCUGCUGUUCUGGAUAGCUGCGGUGCGUCGGGUACGAGGUUCCUUCGAGAUGGCGAUGUAGUCGCCACUGCGGGCGCAACCUUGCGAGCUGUGCACACGCCCGGGCAUGCCAGCGACCACCUCUGCUUCUGGCUUCAGGAAGAGCGUGCACUCUUCACCGGUGACGUGAUUCUGGGCGUUGGCACUGUCAUCAUUGACAGUUUCGAGGAGUACACGGCAUCGCUGCAGCGCCUGAAAGAGCUCGCGCCCGAUCGAAUCUAUCCGGGACACGGGCCCAUGCUGGAGGGCGCCGCGGCCCGGGAGCGACCUGGAGACUACCUGCGACACCGCUGGGAGAGGCUCGAGGCAGCCCGCGCUCUGCUAAACUCACGACCGGGCGCAUGGACCACGGAUCAGCUGCUGCGUGGAGUCUACGGCGCAUCUCUGCCCACUGAUGCGUUCCUGCACCAUGCUGCGCGAAGGAAUCUCGAGGCUUCGCUGGCUCAGCUCCAGGCCACGGGCGCCGCAGUGCAGCUCGGAACAGCGAGCUGGUCACAGCCUCCGAAGAAGGCCGGGCCGCAGGAUCCUCAGAAGGACAUCUCCCUGCAGCAGCUGCUGCGCCUUGCCAGGCCAAAGUGGGGCGCCAAAGACCUGGAGGCAGCUGCAGCAAAGCUGGACGCUGUCGGCUGCUUUGCUCGAUUAAGGAUGGAGGUUGGAGAAGGCAUAAAACUGUGUAAGAACAUUCCCUUGGAUAGUAUGCAGCAUGCCUGGGAGCCUUUUCCAAGCCUGGAGGUCAGGUCCGCGGCCGCCACGGCGUCCACACCUCCUUUGCGCGAAGAUGCCAGCACUGGGACGAAGGAGGUCCGCAGAAGGUCGAGCUUCACGCGGACCCCGGGAGACAACGAGUACAUCCAGGUGGCAGUGCGAAUUCGGCCCUUCCUGAAGCGCAACGAGGGCGAGCGCAACACGCUGUCUGUGGACCCGGACAACCAGGUGACGCUGGAAUCGAAAGGCGCCGAGCGCAAGUCCUCGGGGGUGACAGAGUCACCACUCCAGGGAAGCCGUGAUGCGGGCACUCGGACCUUCAAGUUCGACUUUGUUUUAGACUCCCGCGGCGAGCCCGGCGAUGCGAAGUUUGCCUCCCAGGAGACCCCACCCCGGCUGGUGGUUUGUGAACGCAACUGGAAAGGUGCCAGGGAUAAUCCCAAGGUGUUGGCAGAGCUCAUCGAAAAGGAGCUCUCGGAAGGCUUUCUUGAAGAACUUAGCCUGGAGUCAGCCCAACAACGUUGGGACAAUGUGGCCGUGGCAAGGAUGAACGCGGAUGUUCGUGCGGCUUUCCCGCUCAGGAUGGAAACGGAGGCCCAAAAAUUCGAAGAUGAUGCCAAUGCCAAGAACGUUCAGCGUCGCAGAAGUGCUGCGAAGGCCAAUGACUGGGCACACGAGCUCGAAGACCAUCAUGCCCAAAAGAACGACCGUGACAAGUUCUGGCACUGCGCCCGAUGCCUUUGGACGGCCAAGCGACAGGUUGUUCAGAUAUGCCUCGGCGCAAAGAAAGAGGGCAGCCUAUGUAUGAUAUCUGACAUUGGUCACGUGAGAGCGAACGGAAAGAACUCUCACAUGAAUGCCCUGGUUUGCUUGAGCACCUUCAGGAUGUCCCUCACUUCUCCGUGA